Molecule: messenger RNA, 5460 nt
Organism: Ceratosolen solmsi marchali
Lineage: Eukaryota; Metazoa; Arthropoda; Insecta; Hymenoptera; Agaonidae
Gene: Nrx-1
Product: neurexin 1
Exons: 25
Coding region: 277-5358 (1693 amino acids)
Molecular function (GO): calcium ion binding
Source: RefSeq, a predicted model, not a curated record
CGUACGCGAAGAGGAUCGCCCCUUGGAGUGAUGCCCAGCGAGUCUCGCUGCGCGGCAGGUGACACGCUAGAGACGCGCCCGUGGUCGGCUGUCGGCCCCUCGGGCCAUCAAACAUCGAGGCAGGGCUGCCAUCCUCGUCGGCUGGGCUCUCUGAGUCGGGUUAUGGGGCGCGAUCGCGGCGACCCGGCGCGCAUCGAUCGGCGCAGCAGCGAUAGCUAGGUUAGGGAGCUCGCGGCGGUCACGCGAUGGCGGCGGCGCGCCUCUGAGGUCGCGAGGAUGCGCGAGGCCCCGGCUGUAAGCGGGCCGUAUCGGCUCAUGAGGCCACUGCUGCUAGCUGCGGCUACGCUCUUGGCCUAUGGGCCCUGGCAUGUGGCGCGCGGCCUCCUCCUCGACGGCUCCGCGACAAGCCACGCGCGCUUCCCCAAGUGGAACGCCGCCCUCAACGGCAGUCUCGAAUUCGAGUUCAAGACCGAGCAGGGCAACGGGCUUCUUCUCUACACCGACGACGGGGGCACUGUCGACUUCGUCGAGAUCAAGCUCGUCGAGAGCGCGCUCAGACUGAGGUACAACCUCGGCGGCGGGGCGCAGAUAGUAACCGUCGGACGGAAGCUCGCCGACGGCCAAUGGCACAAGGUCCGCGUGCUGCGCGACCGAGAGAACACGAGCCUCGCCGUCGACGGGGUCGCCGCGAGCUCAAUCUCCCGCGGCAAGGAGUUCCAGCUGGGACAGUUCAGCGGCAAUUCGGACAUUUACGUCGGUGGAAUGCCCAGCUGGUACAGCAGCAAGCUCACCCUUCUGGCGCUGCCGAGUGUCAUCUUCGAGCCGAGGUUCAAGGGUCUUAUUAGAAACCUCGUAUACGCCAACGGUGAGGCCGUGGAGCCGAGGCGCCAGGAGAUCAUCGCCCGGGAACCCAAGUGCAAAGGGCUUCCGUGCAUGGAUAAUACUAUAUCAAAGAAGACAGUAAGGAGCUUGCGGAACAUGAUAGCCAACGCGACGGACGCCUGCGAGACACGCGAUCCCUGUCAGCACGGGGGCAUUUGCAUCUCCACGGACAGCGGACCGAUAUGCGAGUGCCGCAGCGGGGACUACGAGGGCGUGCACUGCGAGAAAGAUAAAAUGCCCUCGGAAGCGUCGUUCCGGGGCACGGAAUACUUGACGAUUGAGCUGAGCAGAGGCAAUCCUGUACUCAGCACGCAAGAGGGCAUAUUCCUACAAUUCAAGACCAAGCAACCCAACGGACUUUUGUUCUAUUCGGGACACGGACAGGACUACAUGACGAUAUCCCUAAGGGACGGAGGCGCCGCCAUCGGUAUGACACUUGCCAACGGCAGACUCGACUUGCACAUCAAACCAACGAGGAUUCGAUUCGAUGACAACCAGUGGCACAAAAUUAUGGUGCAUCGGAAGGUCCAGGAAAUUUCCACGGUAACGAGCUUCUGCAGGUUGACGGCGACCGUCGACGGCCUGUACACGGAGCACGGACACACCGCCGGAUCAUUCACGAAACUGGCGAGCGAGCGGAUCCUCGUCGGGGGCGGCGCCGACGCUCGCGAGCUCAUCGGCUCCAAGGGUAUCAACAACUUUGUCGGCUGUCUACGCAAGGUGGAAUUCCAGGCGGAGGGGUUGCGUAUGGAGCUGAUCGAGACGGCCCGAAGCGGCGCCCCGGGUGCCGCUGCCUGGGGUAAAAUCGAGUUCCACUGCCAGGAGCCGAGGGCCUCCGACCCAGUCACCUUCACCACCCGAGACUCCCAUCUCGCGCCGGCGACGGUGAGCGUCCGGCGACUUCACGGCACCGUGGUCACCUUUACCAGCCCAGAGUCCCACCUGGUUCUUCCACCCUGGAAAGCUGCCAAAUCCGGAAGUAUAUCUUUUAAAAUUCGUACGAACGAGCCCAACGGCCUGGUCAUGUAUAGUAGAAGUGCAUCGCUCACUCGGACCGACCUCUUCGCCUUCGAGAUCUUAGGUGGACAUCUCUACCUACACAUGGACUUGGGCGAGGGACCGCUCAAGGUGCGGGCCUCGGAGGAGCGCGUGGACGACGGUACUUGGCACGAUGUCGCCCUACGCCGGGUGGAGCGCGAGGGCCGCGUCGUUGUUGAUGGCUCGACCUUCGAGUUCCGGCCACCGGAUAAAGCAGCGACUGAUUUCGAGGGGACGAGGCGCCCCGGUUUUCUCCCUCCAGGUGACGCGACUCGUCUGGACCUGGAUGGCCUUCUGUACAUAGGGGGUGUUGGUGCGCCAUUUGCUCCGCUCACGAUGCCGCCUAUCCUCUGGACGGGGAGCCUCCGUCAGGGUUACGUUGGCUGUAUGCGCGACCUCGUCAUUAAUGGACAACCCGUCGACAUUGCUGGCUACGCCCAGCAACAGGACUCGGGAGCGGUCAGACCUGCCUGCCACGUCCAAGGCCCGCACUGCACCUCCCAACCGUGCAUGCACUCUGGGCACUGCCUCGAGGGUUGGAACAGAUUCCAUUGUGACUGCACAGGGACUCCCUUCACCGGUGCCACCUGCGGCAAGGGUAAUUAUAUCAAAAGUCAGAACGGCAGUCAGCAGAUGACGGCUCUGAUGCCGGAGGACUCAAGGACUCAGGCCGAAGAGCUCGUCGUCAGGUUCAAGACGACUAAGCCCCGGGGAUUGCUACUGGCUACGAGCCUCGAGAACAGCGUCGACCGGCUUCAGAUAUCGCUCGAGGACGGGAGUGCGAAAGCGCUUGUGCACAUCGACCAUCAGGAGAAGGUGAUAGUGACUGGACAGGGGCUGAACGAUGACAUGUGGCACACGCUGAGGUUUUCGCGCCGAGCCAAUGCAAUCAAGUUCCAAGUCGACGACGAGGCACCGAUAAGAGCCGAGGCGAUGCUGGGCGAGAAGAACAGCCUCGUCUUCAGGACGCUCCACGUUGGCGGAUAUCUACACUCCGGCGAGGAGAUACCCCACUUCGUUGGCCUCCUACAGCAGAUCUGGUUUAACGGAUAUCCGUACCUUGAGAUAGCGAGGAACGCGGGCACGCAUCAAACCUCCCAUCAGGGUCUUACACCUAUAAUCCGGCUCAACGGCAAGUACGAGAAGCGCAACCAUCCGGUCCACCAUCCCGUCACCUUUACCUCCAAGCACACAUUCGUCGGCCUGCCGGUGCUCAAGGCCUACGUCGAAACCAACAUCUACUUUCAGUUCAAGACAAGGGAACCAAAUGGCUUGAUCCUAUACAACGCAGGUCGCGAGCGCGACUUCAUCGCCGUGGAGCUCGUUAAUGGCCACGUGCACUACGUAUUCGACUUAGGCGAUGGACCAGUCAGAAUUCGUGACAGCACCAAGACUCGGCUCAACGACGGCAAAUGGCACGCGGUCAGCAUAGCGAGACCCGCACCUAAGAGGCAUACACUGGCCGUGGACGAUCACGUGGCCGUUAUUAACAGUCCCGGGAACAAUGAAAAUCUCGAUCUGGACGGGAUACUUUUCAUUGGUGGUAUGGAGAAAGCACAAUAUUCACUGCUACCAAAGUCGAUAAUAAGCCGACAUGGCUUCGAGGGAUGCCUCGCAUCAUUGGACCUCAGCGGCGAGAGUCCGGACCUCAUCUCCGACGCCGUAGUCCCAAGUUCCCUAGUGGAGUCAGGCUGCGACGCCUACGCGAACCUCCACCCGGGCAAAAAAUGCACGCACGACAUGUGCUCGAAUCACGGCACCUGCGUUCAGCAGUGGAACAGUUACACGUGCGACUGCGACAUGACGAGCUUUUCCGGGCCGACGUGUGCCGACGAGGCCGCAUCGUUCGAGUUUGGCGCCGGACGAGGCCUUAUCACCUACACAUUUCCAGCCGACAGGAGGCCGGAAAUGAAGAGAGACACCUUGGCAUUCGGAUUCGCGACGACAGCCAACGACGCGGUGCUACUUCGCAUCGAGUCCGCCUCGAGCAACGAUUACCUCGAGAUCGAAAUCGUGGAGGGUAACGUCUUCGCGGUAUACGAUUUGGGAACGAACGACCACCCGAUUGGCGAGGUCGGCGUAAAGGUCAACGACAACCAAUACCACGUGAUAAGAUUCACGAGAAACGGAGCGAACAGCACACUGCAGAUCGACGACUACAACCUUCAAGCUAAUCAUCCACAAGGAAAGCAGCACAUUGUGUUCAACAGCCAGUCGACGAUCCAAGUGGGAGGCCGCUGGAAUCGCGGCAAAAGCCGAAUCGAUAAAUCCUAUCUUGGCAUAAUUUCCGGCCUCGUGGUCAACGGGGUGAGGAUAUUCGAGCUCGCUGCCGCGAAGGACAGCCGAGUGAUGGUUAAGGGUGACGUACAGAUGCUGCCGAUCGGGAGCCUCGUGGAUCGCGCCGCGCCCCUACAGCGGAUGCAACAGACGCCAGCGUCCGGCUUCCCGGGGGUCUCCGACGACCUGAUAUUCUCCGGGGCAGGGAGCGGCUGCGCCGGCGAUGACGAAGACGACGAGUGCACUCCCAUUUACGAAAAUGCUUCGGGUAAGUAUGACCUGAUCACGCCGGUAUACGUGGCACCGACCAAGUCACCAACGGUGAAUCGACCGCGCAACCACGGCGUCCAGACCCAAGAGAAGAACAUCGCUUGCGACGACGAGGAGGAGUGCAACGAAGAGGGCUCCGGCGAUCCCGGCACCACCGAGGAGAUCUUUGUCACUUCGGCUACGGAUUCGAGCUCGUCCUCGACGAGCCACACAACCCAGCGACAGUCGACGUCGAGCCAACGGACGAGUAGCGGAGAAGAGAGUACCAGCGUCAUCGCUAGCGGCACCGCCGCUGCCACUACAAGCGGCAGCGUAUCCUGGAACGCGGGUUUCACCCGCGCCACCGAGCUCCAGUCGACGGCAUCGACGCGUCUCCAACCGAGCAUCGAGACAACACACACUAGUACCACGACGCAGGAGUCGACUACGACGACGAGCACGAGUCAUCGGCCCUCGACAACCCCCUCGACGAUCGAGAUACAAGAGUCGCCCACAACCACGAGAAUGCCCCAUUCGGUCAUGAACAUACCUCCGAAGAACAUCAACGUCAUCCUCAAUAGCAAUAGCAACAGCAACAACAACAACAAUAACAAUAAUAAGCGCAUAACGUCAGAGACAGCGGAGAACGCAGCAUUGAUAAUCGGCAUAAUAGCCGGUGCCCUCAUCGCCAUUGUCCUCAUAAUCCUAAUAAUCCUGAAAUUCAAGAGCAGGCCCGAGGUGAAUUACAAGAUCGACGAAGGCAAGAGCUUUUGCCAGGAUCCGAACGCGGCGCUGCUCGGAGGUGCUCUCGGCGCCGGUCAACCCUACAACGGAGCCCUAAAGAACAGCCAGGGUGGUAGCAGAAACGGUAAGAAACGCGAUCCAAACAAUGUGAAGGAGUGGUACGUGUAAAGUCCUCUGGAGUUCUCAGAGACGAGCCAAGACUGACUGUGUACACUUUAUUGAAAUGGGUGAGCGAAAGACCGAGGCUGACGGAAAAUGAAAAUUACAGAG